Molecule: messenger RNA, 3671 nt
Organism: Drosophila miranda
Lineage: Eukaryota; Metazoa; Arthropoda; Insecta; Diptera; Drosophilidae
Exons: 5
Coding region: 207-2852 (881 amino acids)
Biological process (GO): regulation of transcription by RNA polymerase II
Molecular function (GO): RNA polymerase II cis-regulatory region sequence-specific DNA binding; DNA-binding transcription factor activity
Source: RefSeq, a predicted model, not a curated record
ACUGUCAAACAUUUGAAAAACGACGGCGCGUGUGAUACCAAUACCAACACAAUGUCGGUAUUGUAUAGUCUUUGGUUUAAUGAUAGAAUAAAUCGCUUUUCUUAUGAGAAAGCCCGCCGCUGAAGUUCGCUUCCACCGUGACGUGUGUGCGCCAAACAAAUUCAGACAAAGUAAACAACUCUCUGUGUAAUCAAGAAACAACCACCAUGCUGUCGCUGCAGGAGCAAGUGCAGCAGCAACCGCCGCCACAACCCCAGACCUUUAAUUGGCAACUGGAGGAUUACGCCUACUUUCGAAAAUGUGGAGAACUUACCACAUCGCCGGAUGUGCAGAGCUUUGGCUUCAAUUGCGCCUUCUGCCCUGCAAUUUGCCUGCCGUUCUCGGUGUUUAUGGAUCACAUUCGCGGCCAGCAUAUUCAGGACGUGAGACGACGGUACGAGGACUCCGAGGAUACAAUCGAACAAACAACCCAAACAGAUUUAAUGAUAAUGGAAAUGGACUGCCAUGACAUAUUCCAACUGGAAGACCAGGACCAGACCACAACCGACAAAUGCACGAAGAAAUCAAAUUUGACUGGAAUGGAGAUGGGAACUGGGAAGGAAUCCACGAUUCCAUGGACAUCCACGAUAGACAUGGACAUUCAGCUGAUGAAUAUCGUCGCAGCGACCCCCACAAUGCAACUAUCCCAUGCAGUAGGAGCACCCGAAAUAGAUUUGGUUUAUGUUAUGGAAAAUCCAUUGCCACCCUCACCGCCGCCAUCCGCGGACAUUUCGGGUGACGAGCAGACCUGCCUGCAGGCACUGGGUCCGUUUGAAGUGCUUCAUGAAAUAGUGGGCACGGUCACGUCUACGCCGACGCCCUCACCUUUGGCUGGGCCUGGUGUUGGGGUCGCCGCUCCACUUCAACCGCCGCGAUACGAGACACGACGCGUGGCAAUGCAGCGCCAGCUUCGUCAGGCGGAAAACCAGAAUGCAAAAGAUUCCAACCGGCAAGAGGCGGAGGCAGAGGCAGAGACAGUGACGGGAGCGGCAGAUGCAGAACAGUUCUCCCCCGAAAACGUGUCGGAGGUAACACCGCCAGCGACGCCUCCAACCCCAGGGCCGCCCACGUCCCCCACGAGUAGCAUUGGCAGCAACGUGGACUUCCAGGUGCGCACUCGUCGCGAACUGGAACGAAAUCGAGAAUUCGUUGGCUCUCUGCUGGCGGCUUAUGAACGCAUGGAAAAGUUGUGGAAUCCCCGGCAUCCCGACUACAAGUACAAUGCCAAGCGGAGUGUUUACGGAGGACUGGCUGCCCCACUGGAGGGCAUCUGCCAGAUGCAGCUGACGGGCGUCGAAAUAUUUGCGGUACUCAAGGAGCUGCGUGGCCGCUAUCGCCGGGAGCUGAGCAAGCUAAAUGUCCUCGGCGGGAAGUACAAAUCCCGCCUGUGGUACUUUGACAAGAUGCACUUCCUCAGAGGCGUCAUCGAGAACAAGCGGGCCGAAAGGGAAGCCAAGAUCAGCAAUGAUAGCACCGAAAGCGAAAAGUCAUGCGAAACCGAUGGCGAGUCCUGCAGCAAGUCUGUCCUGUAUCGUGAGGUGCUCAGCUUCAUACUGGAUGCGUUCAAGCGGCUGGAGUGCUUAUGGAAUCCCCAGCACUACGAGUAUACCAGCUGCUGCAAGAAGGAGCUGUACCGGGAGAUCUCCGCCCAAUUGCAGGAGGAGCUCAACUACGAGCUGAGCGGCGAGGAGUGCCACAAGGAGAUACUGAAGCUGAGGACGCGCUAUCGCAAGGAGCUGCGCAUGGUGAUCAAACACAAGGGAUUGUAUCUGCCCAAGCUCUGGUGCUACGACGAGAUGGAGUUUCUGCAUCCAAUACUCCAGGAGCAGAUCUUUAACAAGAUCAGCAAGAAGGUCGGUGUGGUGGAGACCAACCAGAAGACGAAGUUCAUCGAUGCCAGCCCCAUUGAAUUCGGAAGGGCAGAGGAUCAGCUGCAGUUUGUGGAGAUCUAUCGCAAUUAUGCGGCGUUGUGGGAUGUGGAUCAUCCCGACUUUAGAUCGAAUGCCUACCGCAGUCAGGCGCUGGCCCAGAUGUUGGACGAACUGAACAUAACCUUCCAUACGGCAUAUGCCGCGGAGCAACUGGAGAAGACUCUGUUCGAUCUGCGCAAGGAGUUUUCAGCGCAGAAACGGAAAAUACUCACCAACCCAGGGGACUCGUGCAGCAUUCCCCUGCUGCACGCAAGACUGGCAGACUUUUUGGAACAGAACCUGGGGCCCUUCCGAUGUGACGUCUGCUCGGAGCUCAUCAAGACCUGCGACCAGUAUAAGGUGCAUCGGUCCGGGCACGACAGCACCCCGCCCUUCAUAUGCACGCUCUGCGGCAAGGGCUUCCAGAUGCCGUGCAAUCUGACGGUGCACAUUCGACGGCAUCGGCGCGACUUUCCCUAUGCGUGCGAGAAGUGCGACAAACGCUUUGCCACCUCCACAGAGGUGGCCAUCCACCUGCGGACGCACACUGGAGAGCGGCCCUACAUUUGUGACCUGUGUGGGAAAUCUUUCAAGACGUGGUCCUUCUUCGAUAUACAUCGGCGCAGGCACCUUAACCUGUCGACAUUCAGCUGCCCCAUCUGUGCAAAGGGGUUCUACGAGAAGAAUCGCUUCACCGACCACUUGAACUCCCACUGGGCCAUACGCAAGCACCUGUGCACGGUGUGUGGCAAGACCUUUACCACCUACGGCAAUCUCAAGAAGCACACCGAAUUGCAUUUGGCCGUGAAGAAGUACAAGUGCUGCUCGUGCGGCAAACGAUUCGCCCAGUUUGCCAGUCUGCGCUGGCACAAAAAGCGGGCACACAGCUCUGGGCAAUCGUAGAGAGUUAGCUACGAGUUGUACAACUUAUAUUGCCAUCAUCCACUUGAAGAUAUUGCUAGCUGGAAGUGUACUUAUCUAGCACUAAGUAAUGUAUUUAUUUACUAUUUAAGUAAGUCUGUUAUAUGGCCUGGUCCCUAGAGUUCGCUGCUUGAGUUUGUAGUGUUCAGUCUUCGCCAGUGAGUUAGGGCCAGAGCCUAUUUAGGCUCUAACUCCGACAUUGGCCAAUAGAUGGUUUUUUUCUGACCUCAUGUUAAUAGGAAGCUAGGUUCGAAGGCGCGCAUUCUUGCUGUGCUCGGGUCCAGCUCGUCGGAUUGGUCGGGGUUCUUUCUUCCCUAGCUACACAGUUUUCCUGACACAAAUCAAUAUAAUGCGCUUCAAAAAAAAAAUAAACAGGAUCUCGACGUUAAUAUCAAUAACCAAUAAAAAAAAAAAACUCAUUUCCACUCUGCGCCGAUACGCAUUUAGAAAACGCUUAGAAAAAAAGUGUAGUUCGUCUUCUGUCUGAUGGAGGGAACAGCGGUGAUGUAUGUCCCUAGUCUUUACCCUCCCAACCAUGACAAACGCGUUUACAUUCGGGCGUUGUCCCAAUUCAAAGAUUCAACAUCUUCUAGUGCAUUUUGAGGGAGAUAAGCAUAAGUACUUGACGGACGGAGACAAUAUUUAGCUUAGGCAGACAUAUUCAUGAUUACCAAUUCAUUUUAUUUUUAUGUCAAAUGUCCCUAACCAUAAGAGAUUGUAUUGAUAUAUAUAUAUUUUUUUUACAUAAAUUACAGAUAUAAUCCGAUUCCUUACAUUUACAAAUAAACAAAAAUAUACAAA